AAAGUAAGAAACAAAAUGACCAACUUAUUGUUCCUCCAAUUCCUCCUAUUAACCACUGCUUCAUCCUUAACUCACAUCUCUGCACAGACAGUUCCACCACCGCCGACAUCCGCCGCAACUCCACCGUCCCGCGCGGCGCAAGAAUUCUUGGAUGCACAUAACAAGGCAAGAAGUGAAGUGGGUGUAGACCCUUUGACCUGGAGUCCAAUGUUAGCCAAAGAAACUAGCCUUCUUGUUCGUUACCAAAGGGACAAACAAAAUUGCAGCUUUGCAAAUUUAAGUAAUGGCAAAUAUGGUGGCAAUCAAUUAUGGGCAAGUGGUACCGUGGUGAUCCCACGAAUGGCAGUCGAUUCUUGGGUUGCUGAGAAGAAAUUUUAUAACUAUGAAAAUAAUUCAUGUACAGGGGAUGAUAAGUGUGGAGUUUAUACACAAGUUGUUUGGAAGAAAUCGACAGAAUUGGGCUGUGCGCAAGCUACUUGUUCGAAAGGACCUGCUACUCUUACUGUAUGUUUUUAUAAUCCACCUGGAAAUGUAAUUGGGGAGAAACCUUAUUGAUGUGUGAUUUUAAAUGAUUUGUAAGGUAACUUUUGUGUUUUCAAGUUUGUAGCUUAUAAUAAAAAGUUACUCUGUUCAUUUGCUGCUA
Messenger RNA from Solanum verrucosum, 643 nucleotides. Its product is annotated as STS14 protein. NCBI's taxonomy places the organism in Eukaryota, Viridiplantae, Streptophyta, Magnoliopsida, Solanales, Solanaceae. The record is from RefSeq and is a predicted model, not a curated record.